Molecule: messenger RNA, 3024 nt
Organism: Hirsutella rhossiliensis
Lineage: Eukaryota; Fungi; Ascomycota; Sordariomycetes; Hypocreales; Ophiocordycipitaceae
Exons: 1
Coding region: 1-3024 (1007 amino acids)
Source: RefSeq, a predicted model, not a curated record
AUGCUGCCCUCUUCGCCUGAGCACGCCCUUGGCCAGCCCAACUUCGGCAAGCACAAGCCCUUGCCCCGGCCUCGCACCCGUCGCGACGAUACUCGACCCAAUCCCGCAGACCAUGACUUGCGCUUCGCCGUCGACUCUGCCCACCCCGACGCCGCCCAGCCUUCGAUUCCGCGCGUCCUCAAGCAUGAAUCUCGCACCAUAAGCAACGCCCCGAACCUGCCUCCGACGCCUCCAAACCACUCUAGGAACUCUUCUGGCAGCCACCCUACCUUGCCAUACAUUGCCGACAGCAGCGGACACGCCGUCCCCCGAGACGUCAAGCGUCCCGUCGCCACUCCCCCGGAUCAGCGGAGCCCCCCAACGCCAGACGUGACACCGCCCGGCCCAGCUCUCCGUCCCCACGCCUUGCGCCCUUCUGUCUUGGACCGCACCCUAUCCAACACCGCAGCAAUGGGCUCGCCAAUCGAAUCUUUCGAGACCGCCAGAGAGGAGCCCUCGUCAUCCGACGACGAAGCCGGCAGCUUUACCAUGGGACAGCCUUUGAGCUCCUUCUCGAAAUUGUACCGUGUUGCCGACUCUCAAUGCAGUCCACUCAUCUCGCCCCCAGAUCUACAUGUCGCUCUAGAGCGCAUUCAAUCUCGGCAGGCCGACACAUCGGACUUUAAGACUCGACGAAGCCUCGCGAAAUCUGACCGAGCCUGGUGUGCGCCCCCUGACAUUGAACGGGAGUGGGCGAACAACAUGGGGAGGGCUUUGGCCAGGCCAAAGAAGCAUGUCGGGUUUGAGCACCUCGAUAUUCUCGACAAGAACACUCUUAACGAAAUACUUGACCACGGUGCGCCUCUGACAAAUACUGCCAAGCCUCUCCGCCAAACGUCACUCCACGAGGCACCCUUGCUGAGCUCGUCCCCCAAACGUACGCCGGAUCAAAGGCAUGCAUCUUCAGCCCCUUCCAACUCGGAUACUUCGAUCCGCACCGAUGCCAAGCGCUUGUCAGGGCAGUCCAUCAAGUCCAACCCGUCAACUGUCGUCGAGGCUAUUUUGGUGGACCUCCCACCACAAAGGCAGAGAACCCUGAGACACGUACAGAAGCGAGGCACUUUACGAGACACUAGCGGUCGUUUCUCGCCCAUUCAGGGGGGCUCAAGCCUCCACCUCCCCAAAUUGAUGCUCGCCGAAUACGGAGGCGAAAUGGACCGCCUGACUGAUGGUUAUGCUCGCAACACAUCCCACUCGAUAGCGAGCGGGCGUGCACGUCGCGAGGUCUGGGAACAUGGCGCAAUCCCAGUCGUCGUCGUCCCCGAGCGGCGGUCUUCGAGCCGGGACAGGUCGACAAAGGAACGUGCGCUCCGUUCGACCGCCGGCCGACGAUCAAAAAGAGCCACGAGCCCUGACCCUGGUUCCCAACACAGGCCCGCUCGUCACGUCGCCUCCCCUGUGCUGGAGCAGCGAGGUCGGCGACGGCCUGAAUCGGAACCAGACCAUUCGGAGCACAAGACGGUUGGCUCGUCUCCCUCCACCCCUGCCCCGUUUGCGUCGCACUCUGCUCAUGCGAGUGGCGACGCGUUGGGGGCUACGGAAGACCAUCUCGGGGCUCCCGAUUCCCCGCCGCAGCACCUUGGAGCUCCCGCACACGCACGAGCGCCAGCAGGCUCCCUUGAACCCCAGCCAAGUCCUUUACCAGAAGUUACCAUCCGCUUCGAGCCAGAUGAAGAUCAUGACCUGGCCAGUCUUGGCCGACAUGAGGAUGCCCUCUCAUCCAAAAAGUUCUCGUCCAGAAAUACCCCCUUUUCCAUUGCUUCGUUUGAGACGAGCGGCACGGCGCUCGAGGUGUCCGAGGCCAUGGCCGUUCAAAUGGUUCUUCACCAGAACUCGUCGGUUCUCGUCGUCGAUCAUCUAGCAAAGCCUGCCGAGGUAUCCGAGAUGGCAAAGGAAGAGGCUACACCGCCUGCGCAGCCGACGAUCAGAACGACAAGCCCGGGUGGGGGGCCAGUGACACCACCUCGGCGAGGUUCCUCGGAUGAGGUCGACUCUCCGCUCCGCAAUCCGCGACCGCCGCCGACGCCACCCGCACAGCCCCCGGCCAUCAACUUUAUCCCGGCCACUCCAUCGGGCUCGACUCCGGCGCAGGAAAGGCUUGCCCGGCUGGGAAAUUAUUUUGAAGCAACGGUGGAGCCGCCCUCUCGCCGACCCUCCAUCGUUAGACGGGCGCUCGGUCGGCGGCGUCAUUCCGUUGACUAUCCGCCGGCGGCCUCCAAGGCUCCCAGUUUUCUGAUGAGGACCCUAUCACUCUCCCGAAACGUGCGCCAGUUCCAGUCAACGGAUGCCACUAAGUCGGCCAACACAGACGUGAAUCCCACGUAUCAUCGGAAAGAUGCCGUGCCAGCUGAUGAAAACAAACUGCAUCCCUUUUGGCGCCCGCAACCCCCCGAGGGGGAGAGAGUCGACGGCGGCGAUUACGCCGGGCACGACUAUGAUGCCGGCGGAGCCAGACUGAACGGGAGCUCGUCCAACCGGGAGUGGGCUGUCCCGGCGCGUAUGCCGAAGCGGAGCUUUAGCGCGCGGAUGAAGCGGACAUUUGCUAUCUUUCCUAUCCGCGACGAUGAGUUUCUUCCUGCCGAGACCACUCACGGACCUGAACGACGCACCAUUCGGCGCACCCCGAGCGGCAAUCUCCGGGUGAUGCGUCGCCGGGCCAGUGCCGACUCGUACCUGCGGCGCGAGAGCAUGCGAGGCGCGACGUACGCUGCACCCGAUGCAAACGAGCGACGAGGUUUCUGGGGUGGUCGUGGCCUGCGACAGAACCAAAGCCAGGAGAAGUUGCGACGAUCUGCGGUGGGGCGACGGUGGGAAGGGAUCCAGAAGUUGCCGCGCAUGUUGAGCGAGAGGAGGCGAGAGAAGCGGACGCAGCAGCUCCGACAGAUGAUCAGCGGCCCCAAGGACGUCCGUGAUGGCGUUCGGGAAGUCAUCGAGCCCAGGGGCUCAAGAGCUCUGCGCCAACCCGACGGCUACGGGCUGAUCUAG